AUGCUGGCUCAGUCGGCAGCAGAAUAUGUGAAGUCCCGCCUGCCUGAAGUCCUAAAACAACAUCUUCAAGACUACGAGAAGGACAAGGAGAACAGUGUACUGUCUUACCAAACCAUCCUGGAACAGCAGAUUUUAUCAAUUGAUCGAGAAAUGCUGGAGAAGUUGACUGUAUCCUAUGAUGAAGCAGGUACAACCUGUUUGAUCGCACUGUUGUCAGAUAAAGAACUCACGGUGGCCAACGUUGGUGAUUCGCGAGGAGUCUUGUGUGACAAGGAUGGGAAUGCUAUCCCCUUGUCACACGAUCACAAGCCCUACCAACUGAAAGAGAGGAAGAGGAUUAAAAGAGCUGGUGGUUUUAUCAGCUUCAAUGGCUCCUGGCGUGUUCAGGGGAUCCUGGCCAUGUCCCGCUCGUUAGGAGAUUACCCUCUGAAGAACCUGAAUGUUGUCAUUCCCGACCCCGAUAUUCUUACCUUUGACCUGGACAAACUGCAGCCAGAGUUCAUGAUCUUGGCGUCGGAUGGUCUGUGGGAUGCUUUCAGCAACGAGGAAGCUGUCCGAUUCAUCAAGGAACGCUUGGAUGAACCACACUUCGGCGCAAAGAGUAUAGUUCUACAGUCCUUUUACAGAGGAUGUCCUGAUAACAUAACAGUGAUGGUGGUGAAGUUCAGGAAUAGCAGCAAAACAGAAGAACAGUAA
This is a messenger RNA of Cariama cristata (Red-legged seriema), 696 nucleotides long. RefSeq names its product protein phosphatase 1L. The record is from RefSeq and is a predicted model, not a curated record. Lineage: Eukaryota; Metazoa; Chordata; Aves; Cariamiformes; Cariamidae. Gene Ontology annotation, biological process: positive regulation of canonical NF-kappaB signal transduction; protein dephosphorylation; positive regulation of canonical Wnt signaling pathway. Gene Ontology annotation, cellular component: cytosol; nucleus. The coding region runs from base 1 to 696 and encodes 231 amino acids. Gene Ontology annotation, molecular function: protein serine/threonine phosphatase activity. The transcript is spliced from 4 exons.